Messenger RNA from Ruditapes philippinarum (Manila clam), 1049 nucleotides. Its product is annotated as ATP-dependent translocase ABCB1-like. Gene Ontology annotation, cellular component: membrane. Gene Ontology annotation, molecular function: ATP binding; ABC-type transporter activity. The record is from RefSeq and is a predicted model, not a curated record. Gene Ontology annotation, biological process: transmembrane transport. Lineage: Eukaryota; Metazoa; Mollusca; Bivalvia; Venerida; Veneridae.
GUUAUACCUUUAUAUAAUCGAUCAGUUCAAAAUACAGCACACGCGAGUGCUGCCUUAUAAAUUCGUCGUAUAUAAAUAUUACUACGAACACGGGUUUAAAAUUAUAUUUUCAAAUAACUAUAUGAAAUUAAGAUACAUCUUUUUAGCUGGACUAAAGUGUUUAUAUUUUAGCUGACACAUUUAAGGUACUUUAAGGACAUACAUUUACGUUGUUACGGUUAAAAGGUUUUACCUGUGAAGGUAACAACGGGUAUUAAGCGAGAAAUAAUCUGUAGACAGAAUUACAAUUGCUUCGUAUUUAUCGUUCAGUUUGACCUAUAAGCGUGUUUGGACAUUUAAGGUUCUUUAAAUUUAAAUCUAUAACAUUUUAAUCCUUAUUAACGCUGUCUUGAAAGUUCAAUUUUGGAAUACGUUCACAUGUUAGAAUUUACAUAAAAGUGUCAGCUGUUGUUUGAGGAAUUGUCUUACUUCUGUGAGAGAAGGACUUCAGAGGACAUGCACAGCGGGCGCGUAACUCCAGCUGAGCAGUCUGACAGCAGUUCUGUCAGCGGAAAUCAGAACGGUACGGAAGAGGUGUCAAAUAACCAAGUGAAACCCGCAAUUGAUGAUAGCCCUGAAAAUAUACCACCUCCGCCUAAAUAUCAGGAAGUUGUCGAGAUGAACAGGGUUUCAGAAAAGGCGGGAGAUAGCGUUGCGAUGAACGGAUUUAGCGCUACAAAUUACGAUAAAAGCGUUGAUGAACUGCCGGAGAAAUCCGCCAAUGGCGGGAAGGAAGACAAAAAAGACGGUGACACGGACAGUAAAGCAGACGAGAAAAAAGAGGAAGAAACGCCCAUGGUCGGGCUUUUCGAAGUCUUUCGCUAUUCAACAAAGCGGGACAGACUGUUUAUGAUAUUAGGAACGCUAUGCGCAAUGAUUCACGGGACAGCGUUUCCGCUGAUGAUCAUCGUGUUCGGUGAAAUGACGGACCUGUUCGUUAAUUCCGGCAAGUACGAAUAUGCCGUCGACCAGUUGGUGAGUCUAGGAACACUGGCAAAACUUAACUUCAC